AGUCAUUCCCGUCAAUAUUUUGUCUAGUCUUUUGAGGUGCAUCAGUAAUACAUUUGGGUGAAUAUUUUUCCAUAGAAAAUAUAUAAUUUAUUACAAUGGCAAUGCAAAUUCCUGCAAACGUGGAUUCAGAUCAAAUUAAAUCUGUUCGAGACUUUGUGGCGUCCUAUAACAAAUUAAUAGAAAUUUGUUUUGUUGACUGUAUAACUGAUUUCACUUCACGAGAUGUUCAAUCGAAGGAAGAAAAGUGUGCUCUAAAUUGUAUGGAGAAAUAUUUGAAGAUGAAUCAAAGAAUUUCACAACGAUUUGAAGAAUUUCAAAUGCUUGCUAAUGAAAAUGUAAUGGCAGCACAGAAAAAAAUAAAUGAAGGUAGAUAAUUUUGAACAUUAAC
This is a messenger RNA of Osmia lignaria (orchard mason bee), 388 nucleotides long. RefSeq names its product translocase of inner membrane 9 (gene Tim9a). Lineage: Eukaryota; Metazoa; Arthropoda; Insecta; Hymenoptera; Megachilidae. The record is from RefSeq and is a predicted model, not a curated record.